AUGGCUGCUUCAAGAGUUGACCCCGCAGACGCACUGCAACUCGCAGCCAUCACGUUUGACUGGGGAGAUAGUCUAGAUACCAAGGACUGGGCUCGUCUAGAAGCCAUACUUGCCCCACAACUCAACGUUGACUACGCCGAGGUAACAGGACAAACUUGGGAUGCAAUGCCAGCCAAAGAGUUCAUCGCCAUGGUCUCAGCCCCAAGUUUCGUCGGGGAUCCUCUUGUCGACACGCAGCAUUUCAUUGGGGGAUCCAAGUAUGAAGUCAUCUCGACGGACCGUGUUGUUGGUAAACAUCAACUACGGGCUGCUCAUCAACGAUACACUGGACCUGAUAAGGCGGUAGUCGAAGCCAAGGGCCAUUGUCAUGCUUUGAUGCAGCAUACCUAUGUCAAGAUAGAGGGAGAGUGGAAGUUGGCGGGGUUGAAGCCAAAGAUUUAUUGGACUGAGUUUGACUUUGACAGGAUCUUUACGAGUAGUUCAUGA
Messenger RNA from Fusarium venenatum, 486 nucleotides. RefSeq names its product Scytalone dehydratase. Gene Ontology annotation, biological process: melanin metabolic process. NCBI's taxonomy places the organism in Eukaryota, Fungi, Ascomycota, Sordariomycetes, Hypocreales, Nectriaceae. The record is from RefSeq and is a predicted model, not a curated record. Gene Ontology annotation, molecular function: scytalone dehydratase activity.